CGUACUGUUUGCUUCUUCUCCACCAAGAACUCUAUUUGGUUUCCCCCUCGCUUGCUGUAUAUCUAAGUAUAUUUUAGUAACUUUGUAUCUCUAGCUUGCUUUUUGUUUCAUCUAGCUUGGCAGAUCCGUGAGAAUUCAAAGUGACUGAGAUGCUGUGAAAUCCAGUAGCUUACUGGGAUCCUGGGAAAGGGACAAAGAGCUGAUUUGCCCUUGAUUGGAAAUGUGGAACUUAGAAGGACACAGUGAAAUGUGUUUGAAUUCUCUGCUUCUUUGCUCCUGGUCAUAAGGAAGUCAUGAAGAUCCUUGCAAAGGAAGAUAAGCCCCUCGUCUUGAAAUAGCCAUAUUCCAAUCAUGCAUGCCAGAAAUCUUGGAAAUUGAAACCUUCGACUAUGAACCAGGUCUGAGCUGUUUUCCUCAUUGGCUCUUGGGAUUUGGUUACAACGGCCCCAAUGUUACAUGAGUGGAGCAAAGAGCCUUAAGGAAAGUCUGCCCAGAUGGAGGGCUGAACUUCAGAUCCCGACCAAACUCCUCUUGGUUAACAUGUGGCUGAUCUUAUCAAGGAGGGUCUGGUCUCCCUGAUCACCUUGCUUCUCCAAGUUACCCUUUCUCCUUGCCUCCAGCAGCCAGAAACAUUGCCCUGAGGGCAAUGGAAAGCAACAUGUUAGAUUCUUUUUUGGAUGGGAUUUAAGCUCAAAGGUACCAUAUCUCACAGCCUUUAACUUGAAAUUUAAGGAGGAAGAAGGAGGAAAAAAGGAAACUCUUCAAUUUGCUUGAAAAGUCUCUGAAGAAGCUUUGGGAGGUUAAUGUUGGAUGCCGACCAAAUGAAUCUGUAGAGUCAGCAUGGCAUUAUCUGCCAGUCCAGGGCUACAGUAGCUCCUUACUAUGAGACCUGCCUCUGUCUGCCUGUCAGCUGUAUUCUGGCUCUUCUGUUACAAUGGACAGCAAUGAAACUAAAUACAAGUUCUCCAAGAAAUUCUAAACACUCAGAAGGCCAGAUAAAAUUACAUGAAAGGUAUGCACCUACAGAAUUCACACCCAUAACAGAGAAAAAAAGGUCCCAUUUUGUGGUUGCAUUGGGUGAACUAAAUGAGCACAUUUUGGAGGAAGAUCAUCUAAAAAAAAUCAUUGAGCAGAAAUCGACUUUACAGGGAGAAAGAAUUUAAUUUUGUGAAUCACCUCUUCAUGCCUGUCCAGACAAUGCAAGGGAGUAAGAAAUACACAGAUGGACUCAGUGACUCUUCAAGCAUCGGGAGUGUCUUGGAUGAUGCAGAUAGAGAAGUCAGCAGUCUCACAGACCGGGCCUUUAGAAGUUUGUGCAUUUCAGAGGACACAUCCUUCAAUGACUCUAAUCUUGUCAUUUCACCAGAUUUUGCCCAGCAGUGUUUUGGUAGUUUUCAACAGGGAAUAGGCAGUCAUGCCAUCAGGAAAAGCAAUCUCUGCAACAGGAUACAAGCACAUGGAAGUGAGCACACAGGCUGGGCAUCUACAUUCCAACAGUUGCCCAAGUAUGUCCAAGGAGAGGAAAGAUGCCCCAAAAGCAACACACCACCACAAGUUAACACACGGAGAAAACUGGAGAUCCCAGUUUCUGGUUUGAGGAGUAGCAAACCUCUUUCCAAAGUAUCUUCUUUAAUUAAAUCUUUUGAUAGGACAGAAAAUUCAAGUUCUGACAGUGUGCCUCCCACCAGCAAACAGUCUGCUCUGAAAACCCCUCUAAAAUGUGUACCCCUCCCAGGAGUUGGUGUGAAUUUCUGCAUGGAUUCAGCCUUUUUAACUGUCAGGAAGGUCCCGGCCGAAGUUUCCAACACCUAUCAAAAUACCAGUUGGCCUGGUGGCAGGCAGGAGACACCAAAUUCACCAAGUACUGAUGACUUAACAUCUAGUGCUGAUGGUUUUCAAUCAGCCCCUGUAGAUGCUUCCAAGCCAUUUGAAUCAAAUAUCCACCUUCCACCAACAAAGACAGUGAAGGGUAAGACUGGAAAAACUAAUGAACGGGCAAGCAAAGGGAAUUUUCUUCAUAGUGAAAACAGUGCUUUUGAGUCAUGGAAUGCACAUCACAAGAAACUGCUUGAGAGGAAGGAAUCUGGUGAACUGGUGCCAGAAAUCAAAGCUCCCCUAAACUAUGAGGAAAACCCACCACCACUAAGAGAGCUCCAUCCAAGCAGACAUGAAACAUCACCCAGCCACACCAGAGUACCCAUGAACCCAGAAGAAAAAGCUCUGGCAGCAGGGGCUCCAUCCACUUCUCUAUCCCAAUUGUCUAAUGUUCAACCAACUUCAGAAUCGCAAAGCUUUGCCUUCGAGGAGAAGGCCCCCAAUUCAGAGUCCAAGGCUCAAGUAGAAACUUCACGAGCCCCAUGGAGGAGAUCAAAAAUCAGCAAAGGAGGAAAAGAGAGAGCACAUGAGCCUUCGAAUGAAAAGAAGACCGAUGAGAAAGGUCUGCCUUUGUAUAAAAGGCCAGAGCCUACAGUAGAGUUUCUCGAAAAUGAUGUAAUAGAAGAACAAGUGAACUCAAAUGAAUGCUACGACCCUCCUUUUAACAUCAGUAAGCUUUUGACACCUGUCAUACCCACAAAGCAUGUCCUAGAUUCAUUAGAAAAUCAGUCUGAGUUGGCAACACCCCCUCCCCCAGAAAAGUCAGUGGGAUCAAAUGAGAAUGAGGGACUUAAUGAAUAUCAGUCUCGAGACAGUUAUAAGUCAAAAGUGCCUAGUCUGUUGUUCAACCUCAAGGAUGUCCGAAAGCGAGUCAAGAGUACCUACAGUGCCUCCCCUCUCCUAAAAACCCAUGAUGAGAAAACAAAAGGUAGGGAUCAUGUCAAGCAAGAAAAUAUAAGCAAUGGCACCUUUAUAUCUAAUGGAUCUGAAGAAAUUCCCCCACACAUGUCAACCAAGGACAAACUGAACCACCAACCCUAUGUCAAUACCAAGGAGAAAGACCAUAAAGGAGAGGUGAAUGGAGACUUCACAGAUAAUUACCUAACUCUUAGCUCACCUCAGACUAUAGAAGAAGCCUCCUUCUAUGUCAAUGGGGAGGCUUCAGAACAGAAUAAUCUCAAGAAUGAAGCCUUAGUUGUCAAAGAUCCUAGGAACAGUGAUAUGGAACCUCAGCAGUAUCAACACCAAGCAAACGAACACAAUUUCAAGAAAAGUCGGCCUCCCCUCUCCUUGAAGCUUUGCAGUAGAGAAUUACCAGAUGGAAAAGUUGAAGAGAAACUGAGUAUGCACCCCCUUGAAAAUGGAUUGCCAAGAUCCAUUUCCCAAGAGACUGACUACGAAAGAGAUUCAGAAUUGCAGCAUGUAAAUUUCAACCAGAAAAUCUCACCAGGUCCACUUUCCCCAGAGGAAGAAGAUGUGUUCUAUAGUGACACCCAGUCUGAUUUCAUGCCAAACCUUAAAAGCAAGGCCAAAAUAAGCACGAGUUCUUCAGACCAAUCUUUUGCCUCCUUUGAGGAUCAGCAGAGAACAUGGUUUACAGAAAGUCAAAGGGAAGAUAGAAGGGGUAGUGUGAGCCUAGAGGAAAGUCAGAAGAGUGAGAAGAAAGAAAAGGGUCUAAGAAAGGAUGAUUUGCAAUACUAUGCUUUAAGCAAUGGCUUCACUAGUGUUGAAGACGGUAACAAGGAGGAGAUGUCUCAGAGAGAGGGUGAAAGCAUGUCUAGAGAUACAGUGAUGAUUGAGUCAAAAGAAAAAGAAGCCAAUUCCAAAGAUGUUUGGUUAGGAGAAAAUACUUCUCUUCCUGAUACCAAAGAUCCUCCAGUAUCACCUUCCCCCAAUUCAAACAAGCACAUUAUGUUUACAAUCAAAGACAAUACCUUCAAAUCAUCUCCAGUGAUCAAGCCCAUCAUACUUCCCCUACUGAGGACUUCAUCCUUAGAAAAUGCUCAUAACAAUAGCCAGAGAGAAGUGGAGAGUCAAUUGGCAGAACAUAGAGAGAACACUCACCUCUACCAGCUGGAAUCCCAAGAUAUACCAAAUACCCCAAAAAUUAGCCAGCUCCCUACAUCAAGCAGUCAACCUGGUGCCUACAAGAAAACCUACAGGAGCGUGAGUGAUAGUGGACAGAUUUUUGGAUCAGUAAAGAUGGAAAAUGUCCAGCCAACACCAGAAGCCAACCUUCUUGAAGAUGACAGCAACUCCCCAUUCUUCCCAUUAAUAAAAGAUAGUGAUGGUGUGAGGCCCCCUCAAAAUUUAUUAAAGAAAGUUGUGGGAAAUGAUCUUGAAAAUGAUUACAGGAAUAAAGAGAAACCUCUCCCCUUCCGAGGCAGACCCAGCAUCAUUUUGCCAAAUGAAGAUUCUGAGGAACAACUACCAGCAAGCCAGUUAGGAGGGGCCCAUUCAGAAGAGAAAACUCAAUGUUCCAGAAACCCCUUGCUAUCCACUCCCAGGGAAGGGUCAUUGGUGAAAAAUAUAAUCCCUAAUGAGAUGAUGAACUCACCUAUAGCCAGCUCCACAGUAGACAGCAGUGUUUAUUCCCCUGUAGCCAGCACCAUAAUGGAUCAUGCAUCACAGGGCCCUCUAGACUCAGGUAUAUCACAAGGAGAUUUGUCAAACUCAGCUAUAACAAGCCCCUUGUCCAGCAUGUGUUCCAGCAUAACCAGCCUAGGAUCAGAGAGAAAAGCUGGUGCCAAAACAACAAGGGAAGAUAUUACACAUGCUGUGGUACCAAGUAUAGGAGGUAACCCCCAAUUCGAUUCAUCUGCUGAAGAAACCAUGGCUUUGUCUACACGGGAUGCAUUGUUGGAGGAGACUAGCAAUUGGGCAGCUCCCUAUGAGAGACCAUGGUCCACCGUUCACAUGGAAAAAUCAAUGAACAAACCCCCAGCUGUCCCACCAAAAACCGAAAAAGCCCUAAGACGAGCAAAGAAAUUGGCAAACAAAAGGAAAAAGAUGGACUUGCAGCAAGAAAAAUUGUCUGAAAUCCAGGAGGAAAGCCCUCAGGUGGAAGAUGAAGAUGUGAUUUGGAAGAGACCUUUAUCCCCUGUAGAGAUUCCACAAUCCAACUUCCCCCGUGUCCGUUCCCUUCCACCUCCUGUUCACAGGCACUCAGUGGCUACACUCUCUGAGCCCAUUAGGAGGAGGCCUAGUGGUGCUCAGUCAGUAAUCCCUAUGUCCUCCUAUCCUGCCACUCAGAAGAAAGUCCUCCAAGAUCCUUAUUCUGGAGAGUACUUUGUGUUUGACCUACCAGUCCAGGUGCGAAUAAAGACAUUCUAUGACCCGGAAACGGGCAAGUAUGUCAAAGUAUCGAUCCCUUCUUCUGAAAGGGGCUCCCCUGAAAUCCCCUCUUCAGAAAUUUUAAAUUCUCCUUAUGUGGUGUAUCCUGGCCUCCACCCUCUACCAGUGACUUCUUUAACACCUCUGAGGUCCUCCUCACAGCUCUCAGCACCCACUUUUCUAAGGCAGGUGCCUCAAGCCAGGCAGUCAGCUGACCACUGGCUCCAGAGCUUCAGAGAUGCCAAGCACCCACGUCCUCACUCAUAUGCUGGGCCUGUACGUAAUCCUUCAAGACAUCACCCAGAGGAAGGUCCACAGAAUUUAGAAAAAGACAUAAGUGAAGCUCAAAAUUUGGACAUUAUUUCCACUGAUGAUUUAGAAGACUUUGCUUCAGAAGGGAUCUCUUGAAAAUUGAAGUUAUUAGCAACCCUCUCCUCUUCUGUCAUCCUCCCCUUCCCCCAAAAAAAUUAAGCACACCCCUCUCCCAGAAUAAUGUUACAUAUAUUCAGGUAUCUCCUUAAAGACACUUAUUUUAAAAUGGCACCUAUUACAAAAUUUAACACUGGGUUGUUUAGUUUUUAAGAACAAUCCAAUUGAAGGAUUCUGUCUUCUCCAAGUUGGAUUACCCUCCCAACUCAAAAAAUCUACUACUGUUUGGGUGAAUGCAAAAUGGCCAGUCUGUGAGAAGGGUAGUGAUUGCAUGAAAGAACCCCUCCCCAUCACCACCUCUCCCCUCUUUCCCUUCUCCUCUCCCAUCCACCCCCUCCCCCUGCUGCCACCCUCACUGCUGCUACUGCUGCUAAUGCCACCAAACAGAGAAGAUUCAUCACCAAGAAAUCUUCUCAUUCAGGGUUGAAGUCGCCAAGGGGGAGAUCUGAUGCACCACUUGGAGAAUGUCUGUUUACAUAUCCUCCCCCAUUCUCUCCCCCUGCUAAAAAAAAACGAGGCAACUUCCAACUCUGCCCAGGGAUGUUGUGUGGACACUCCCAAGUGGGUUGGUUGAGAGUAUUCCUUAAAUUGCAAACAGUCAGAUAUUUUUCACACUUCCUUCCCUCCCCGCCCCCCCCCCCCAAAAAAGACAAAAACAAAAAAAUGAAACUUUGUGAUUAUUCUGCUGUGGUUUAUAGUACAAAAAAUAGUAAAUGAGUCCUCUAUCACAGCACCAAUUCCAUGUAGACAAAGAGCUCGCCCACUGGUUCCCAGUUCACGUCUACUCUCCUCACCAUCUCAGCUGAAUCCCAGGUAUCUGGGAAACUCUCUACUAAAGACACAAACUGGAAGACAGUUUAAACAUUUAUUUGGGUAAAAAGAGGUAUUGUUUAUAUAAUGAAACAUUCUUCUACAGGUCAUCCUCUGAGUUUUAAAAAACAGAUUUUUUUUAAAUGGGGCAAAAAAAAAAAAAGUUGAUAGAUGUUACUCUUAUUUUUGGCCUAGUGUCAUUUAUUGAGAAAAGUAAUGGAAUGAAGCUGCCAGCUGCAAGCUGCUGCUGUCCCUGCUGCUGUUUUAGGGCCAUGGACAACCUGUUCUUCUGAUACCCCUAAUCACUUGAUAACAACUCCCAUUGGCCCUUGGCUCAUGAUAUGAGUCUGCCACAUACAUAUGGCCCCGUGAAAACCUCAUGAGGUCGUACAGAUAGAAUUCCAUGCUGUGCAUGGUACAAUGAUCAUUGAGCGGUUCAGCUUUGAAACAUCUCAGGUCCACCUCCUAGCACAGGUCUGUUCAUUUAUUUCCCAAGCUUUGAUUGAGGUCAGAACCACUGGACUGCUCGGCAAGGCAUAACUGCUUUAUUGAGACACCUGCUAUUGACUGUACAGUGACUUCCCAGAAAACUUCCCUAUUUUGCAUGAGAUUUAGUAGUAAAUAUCUGAAUCAAAGCAGAGAGAGAGAGAGAGAGAGAGAGAGAGAGAGAGAGAGAGAGAGAGAGAGAGAGAGAGAGAGAGAGAGAGAAAGGGAGAGAGAAAGAGAGGAAGAGAGAGAUUGUGGCUCAAACACCUGUAUCUUUGAGGGCAGUUAGGAUUUGUGAGUAAAUAUAUACAUGCAUAAAAAAAUGCUAUGGAUAUGAAGAACCUUAGUCUGGCUUUCCUUUCUUCCAAGCAUCGAAAUGUGGAUUAAACAAAUGAACAAAUUCCACCCAAACCAUACUUUUUAUUUAACUAAGUGUGACUCUGGCAGGCAACAUUCUCCCAGAAGCUGCCUUCCUGUCUUUAUGGAACUAAGAUUUCUGAAACAAGGAGAUGUUUUCAGCUAUUUGGUAAAUCCACCCAUAUGAAAAUAGGAAAUCCGCCCACAUGAAAAUAGGAAAUAAGAAGAGACACAGAUACAAGUAGACUAAUGAACAUCUAUAGCUAUAUUCCUUAAGAUCUCACAGAUCUUAUCAGAGAAUCCUUUUCCCAGGUACUCUAGGUGACUUGAAGCUUUCCACAGCAACCCCCAGCAUCAAUUAUGUUUCUAAACAUUAGAUCUAAAAACAGAUUUUUUUAAAAUGCAUACACAUACACAAACACUUUACAAUAUAGUUGCUACAAUUAAGUUGCUUCAUUGAAACUAGCUGCCUCAAUCUCAGUUUGAAUUUAAGUCUUGUGUGAAAUUUUGGUUGUUACUUUUUUUCCUAAGCAUAAACAGGCACACAAGAAGCUGCAUUAAAUGAGGAAUGGUACCUAGAUGAUUUGGCAGACUUUUUUCCACAAUUAAGAGCAAUAUCCAGAACUAAAGAUACCAUUUGAACCAAAUUUCUUGUCUUUAAAAAUAUUUUUGUUUGUUUUCUGUGGGGCAAUGGGGGUUAAGUGACUUGCCCAAGGUCAUACAGCUAGUAAGUGUCAAGGAUCUGAGGCUGGAUUUGAACUCAGGUACUCCUGAAUCCAAGGCCAGUGUUUUAUCCACUGCGCCACCUAGCUGCCCUAAAAAUAUUUUUGAGACUAGUUCUUGCUAUCUGGUCCAGGGUAGAAGUGUAGCAAAUAGCCUCAUCCCACUAUUGAUUGGUAGGCAAGCUCUGCUUUUAACCUAGACCAGUUGACCCCACCUUAAGCAGCCUUGUGCCCUCCUCCCCCAUUCCCAGGGGUCCACCAUAUUGGCACCAGUCUGCUACAAUAUGAAGUAGCAAUCUACAUUGGUGGAAGAGCCUCCUACACUAAUAUGAUCAUAUAUCCUUGAAAUAUAGAUAUAUGUAUAUGUGUUCAUUCAUACCCAAGGUGUUUGAAAAAAGACACAACAGUCUAGAACUUAAGUGCCUUUUCUCUUGAGCUAAAGUGAUCCAUUAGCCCUAGUCUCUCCCAGUGGGCAUGGAUUAAAGGGAUAAGCCAUGACAUUAGAUCAACCCCACUCCAAUUUUUCAUCCUUGCUCUAAAAUGAUGCCUGGCAGGAAUAUAUCUAAGGUACAAAGUCUACCAGCCCAAACAAAGCGUGCUCUCCGAGUGCCCACAUCAUAAUGCUGUUGCUUCCUUGAUUCAUAAAUUAGUAAGUAAAUGGUCAUUCCUAAAGAACAACAGUGCAACAAUUUGGAACAAAUCAGUAAAACAGGAAAUUGUUAUUGAAUUGGCUUCCAUUGGGAGGCAGCACUGUGUGGUGGGAAGAGCACUUGGUUUGGAUAUAGAAGACCUACAUCUAAAUCCAAUUAUCUGUCACUCAUCAGCUGCUCAGUCUUGAGUAAUUGAUUUCAUCUCUUGGUGCAUCUGUUUCCUCGUCUACAAAAUGGAAGGAAUGUCCUCCUGUAAGUUCUCCUACAAGCCCUAAAAGCCUGUGAUCUCAUUUAACUUAUCAUCAUGACAUAAUUUUUUUAUUAUUAUAUUAAGUUGGUUUCUAAUAGGUCUUGCAUGUUUAUAAAAUAGUUAAAGAAUCAUAGAUUUAGAGACAGAAAGGAAUUUAAAGUCAUCUAGCCCAGUUUCCUUCAUUUGAUGGAUAAGGAAACUGAAGUCCAAAAUGAUUUUCUUAAAUUAUUAUAGGCAAUUAGCCAGGAUUUGAACUGCCUCCCGGCUUCCUCAGAAGAAAUGCCUGGCCCCUCCCAAUAAUAUGUACACUACUCUUUUUGUCUGGAACAAAAUUAUAAUUAGAGUCAUCUCCAUAUUGAAUGAGUUUGGAGGUAGUGGAUUUUUCAUCAUUAAAUAUUUUCUUUUUCUUUUUUUUCGAGACAAUUAGAGUUAAGUGACUUGCCCUGGGUCACACAGCUAGUAAGUAUCUAAGGCUGGAUUUGAAGUCGGGUCCUCCUGACUCCAGGGCCAGGGCUCUAUCCACUGUACCACCUAGCUGCCUCAUUUUCAAGUAAAUGUGAGAUGACUAUUUGUCACAUAUGAAGUACAGGAGCUAUUUACAUCCAAGUUGGACAAGAUGGCCUCUGAGAAGUUCUCUAACCAGAGGACUCUGAGAGUCUAUGAUAUUUUUUUUUGUCCAGGAGAGUGGCUGAGUCUAAACUUAAUCAAUAUCUUUACAGGCUAAAGAAAUAGAGGAUUAUAUAAAUCACCUAAAUGAUUUUCAUUUGGAGGGGGAAAUAGUGGCCAGGGGCUGGGGGAGACAAUAGCAUGAAUUAUUCAGAAGGUAUGCUUAUAUUCAUCACUUUUACUGAAUAGAUGCUAAACUCUUCUUUUCACUACCCUCGUGCAGAUAUAGCAAUACUCAGGUGUUUAAUCAAGGAUAACUCAUUUUUAUAGUUUCCCUUCCUUCUGGGAACCCUAAGUGAUUAUAAGGCAAAAUGUCAUUCCUCACAUCUCAAUAAGAGAGAAAAGACAGCUCUCCCAUAAAUGGCUCAAAGAGGUCAUUGAGUAACAACUCAAUGGAAGAGUUAAGAAUAGAACCAAGGUCUCUUCACUCAAGGCCAAUGGGUGACAACUUAAUUGCUUUUGAAAUAACCUUCAUAGUUUGGUGCAAAAACUUCAAGCUAAUAAUUCUAGAUUGGCUUUAUAUAGAGAUACAGAUGUAUAUACAUUUGCAUAUAUGUGUACAUAUAUAAAACCUUUGUGUACACAUAUAAAACCAAUGUGUGCAUAUUUACAUCUGUAUGUAUAUAUGUAUUUCCAAUGAUAACCUUCAAACAUUAGGACCAAAGGAACUUGUGUUGUAUUUUCAUCCAAGAAAAUAAAGCAUUUGGUGUAUUUGAUCAGAAAAGUGAAUAUGGCUAAAAUUCUUAACUGUGGGCUAUUUUAGGGAAAAAAAAGUCAUGUUGUACCAUUUUAACAAUUUUUAAAUGUACAGGUCUUCUAAGGUGUUUUCUCUUGUAUCAGUUUAAUUAGUUUAAGAUUUACAGAUGAU
Molecule: messenger RNA, 10446 nt
Organism: Dromiciops gliroides (monito del monte)
Lineage: Eukaryota; Metazoa; Chordata; Mammalia; Microbiotheria; Microbiotheriidae
Gene: C2H10orf71
Product: chromosome 2 C10orf71 homolog
Exons: 6
Coding region: 1183-5616 (1477 amino acids)
Biological process (GO): positive regulation of calcineurin-NFAT signaling cascade
Cellular component (GO): Z disc
Source: RefSeq, a predicted model, not a curated record